CUUUCGUUGCCACAGUGCAUCACAUCUAUACCAAUCUUUGCAUCCUUCUCUAUGACUUCUAGCGCUUAUCAGACCGAUUUCUACUCACAAUGCUUCCACCAUCUGAAUCCAUCGUCCAUCAAUUCCACAAAUUAGCCGAAUCACAAGAAGAUUCCGACCAAACGAACACCAUUACACCGCCACCUCCAUACUCUCCUUCCGCUCACAAUCCCCAAAAAGAACUUGGAGCCGAAAAUGCCUCCUCUCAUGGACAGCCCAGCCUCAUAACCAUCCACAUCGACGCAUCAAUGAGCAUUCAGGGCAACGCAAAUAGCAUUAUUCUCCCAUCAGCUCCAGCUCCAGCUCCAGCUCCAGCUCCAGCUCCAGCAUCAGCCCUCAAUACCAAGGCAUCACCCGCUCCCAUUCUAUCCUCAACAUCCACCUCUGCCGUUCCACAAUCAACCCCAUACCAGCGCCAUUCCAAAUUGACAGACAUGGCCACAUCUAUCAUUACUGCUUUGCAUCGCACAGGUCAUCUCAAUUCUGAUUCCAAUCCUACGGACAACUCUAGUGCAGCAACAGAUACAAUUACAUCGCCACCGCCAUCUGUUACGCUGAAUAUCAACACCGGGAUCAAAAUCCUGGGAAGUGGGAAUGUAAUCUGUGUGGGAAUGGGUGGACAAAGAGGAAUGGGGAUGAAUGUGCUGAGGAGGAAGAGGAGGGCUUCUUCUGAACCCCCGGAGGUAGCUACUACUGCUGCUAAGAGAGCGCGGUAGUGUGCUUACCUCUUUCUCUUCUCUGGCGCGUGGUAUGGAACUAAUUGGGUAGUAGUAGAUGGAAGGCGGAGUGACCUUUUCGCUCUGUGCGUGUGUGUACUCUUUCAUCUUCUCUUUACCUCUUGUCUUAUUGUGUGUCUUGUUUGUGGUUUUAUCUGAUUUUGUUUACUCCUUGUUCUUUUCUCUUUUUGAUGGGCUUAAUAAUGCUAGGUGGGGAUAGGACAUGAAAACUAUACGACUGGUGGGGAAGUAAUGGAAUGGAUUGAUGAUUUAUAAUAGCUAGUAUAGAGAGCAAUUUCUUUGCAGAUUAUAGUUAUUAGUUCUAGUUUAGUUUAGAUUACCUGUG
Aspergillus eucalypticola CBS 122712 is the source of this 1101-nucleotide messenger RNA. RefSeq lists its product as uncharacterized. The transcript has 2 exons. The coding region runs from base 90 to 755 and encodes 221 amino acids. Lineage: Eukaryota; Fungi; Ascomycota; Eurotiomycetes; Eurotiales; Aspergillaceae. The record is from RefSeq and is a predicted model, not a curated record.